AUGCUGGCGUCCGGGUUCAGCAAUGCGCCACUCUCCAAGUAUCUGGUCAUGGCGGUAGUCGCGGCCUCGCUUCUGGCCAGCAUCACCGACAGCAAGCACCUAUUCUGGAUCAUGGUCAAGCCGCACAUCUCCGACUAUAGACAGCUAUGGCGAUGCAUGACAUGGCCACUGCUAUACACCAAUUCGACCGAAGUCUUGUUCUCGGCCAUGACGCUGUAUCAACUUCGCAUCAUUGAGCGUCUUUGGGGGUCGAGGAAAUUCGCUUCGUUCUUGAUCUCGACACUACCAUAUACUGUGCUACUUCCUCCGCUCCUCCUCGUAGUCGUCAUCCGACCACUCUCCUUCUUCAACAUCAACUACCUUCCCGCCGGCCCGACUGCCAUCAUCUUCGCUCUCCUCGCUCAAUACCACGCUGCCAUCCCUUACAUGUACAAGUACCAACUCUCUGCCUCUGACAAUUCCUCGCCAUCAACUACAUCCUCGGCCAUCAACCUCACCUCGAAAUCUACAUCCUACCUUCUCCCUCUCCAACUCGCCCUCUCCCAACUUCCCGGAUCUGCAAUCGUUGCUGCAGUAGGAUGGCUAGUGGGAUAUGCAUACAGAAGAGAAAUACUUCCUGGAGCUGCGACAUGGAGGAUACCAGACUGGAGCGCUGGAAAGAGGGACAGAGAAAGAUUUGAAGGCUUGAGGAGACGCAUGGAAGGAGAGGCCGCUACGGCUAGUGGCUCCACAAGAGGGGAAGAGAAUGAGGGUGGCAGAAGAAGAACUAUCGGUGGUCAACUCUUGGAUCAAUUCAGAGGGUCUUGA
Aureobasidium pullulans EXF-150 is the source of this 807-nucleotide messenger RNA. RefSeq lists its product as uncharacterized. The coding region runs from base 1 to 807 and encodes 268 amino acids. The transcript has 2 exons. Gene Ontology annotation, molecular function: serine-type endopeptidase activity. Lineage: Eukaryota; Fungi; Ascomycota; Dothideomycetes; Dothideales; Saccotheciaceae. The record is from RefSeq and is a predicted model, not a curated record.